This is a messenger RNA of Arabidopsis thaliana (thale cress), 2375 nucleotides long. Its product is annotated as Calmodulin binding protein-like protein. Gene Ontology annotation, molecular function: calmodulin binding. The record is from RefSeq and is marked reviewed. Gene Ontology annotation, biological process: regulation of DNA-templated transcription. Gene Ontology annotation, cellular component: nucleus. The transcript is spliced from 7 exons. Lineage: Eukaryota; Viridiplantae; Streptophyta; Magnoliopsida; Brassicales; Brassicaceae. Bases 415 to 1314 code for a protein of 299 amino acids.
CACACACAACAUAUAAAUUAGGGGUUCCUCGUCACUAACGCGGUUUCGGUGGGUCCCACAACACCCAACACUGAGAAAGAAACACCAUUCUUCUCCGUGUUCUGUCUCUAUCUGCUAAUUACCACAAAGAAGAACUUGCAAAUCCCUUCUCUUUUGUUCAAGUCGUACGACAGAGCCUUUGAAAGAAAGAACUGGUGGGGAAGCGUUAAGCUACAGAUAACUCCAAGAUACGGGUCUUUGUUUGUUUUGAAGAUCAGAUUCAUUUUACGAUAAUUCCGUUACUCGUUAUUGUGUAUAUAUAUCUCUUUCCCGGAAAUUUCGGUUCUUGUUGUACAAAAACUCCAAAAAAACGCAUAAAAAAUAUUCUGUAAAUGGUUGAAAUUCUCUGGGAAUUUCAACGGGUCUUGUGGUAUCAUGUCACAGAAGAGAGAGUUUGAAGAAGGGAAAGGUCGAAUUGAGGGCGGCUCAUCCGAAGACAAGCGUAGAAGAUUCAAAAGUGUGGUUCAGGAGGUAAUGAGAUUACAAACCGUCAAACAUUUUCUCGAACCUGUUCUCGAGCCCUUAAUUCGUAAAGUGGUCAAAGAAGAAGUUGAAUUAGCUCUUGGAAAGCAUCUAGCAGGCAUCAAGUGGAUUUGUGAGAAAGAGACUCAUCCUUUGGAAUCAAGGAAUCUACAGUUAAAGUUCUUGAACAAUCUAUCGCUUCCCGUGUUUACUUCAGCUCGGAUAGAAGGAGAUGAAGGCCAAGCUAUAAGAGUUGGAUUAAUAGACCCUUCAACUGGCCAAAUUUUCUCUUCUGGUCCUGCAUCAUCCGCCAAACUCGAAGUUUUUGUCGUUGAGGGUGAUUUUAACAGUGUUAGUGAUUGGACUGAUGAGGAUAUCAGGAAUAACAUUGUAAGAGAGAGAGAAGGAAAGAAACCUCUACUCAAUGGGAAUGUAUUUGCGGUUCUUAAUGAUGGCAUUGGUGUUAUGGAUGAAAUCUCAUUUACAGAUAACUCUAGCUGGACUAGGAGCAGGAAGUUCAGACUCGGGGUACGAAUAGUGGAUCAGUUUGAUUAUGUCAAAAUUAGAGAGGCAAUAACAGAGUCCUUUGUCGUAAGAGAUCAUCGAGGAGAGUUGUACAAAAAGCAUCAUCCUCCUUCUCUUUUCGAUGAAGUAUGGAGAUUGGAAAAGAUAGGGAAAGAUGGAGCAUUUCACAGACGACUGAAUUUGUCAAAUAUAAACACUGUCAAGGAUUUCUUAACACAUUUCCAUUUAAACUCUUCAAAACUCCGACAAGUAAGAUUCGUCUUCCUUACUCUGUGCCUAUGUGACUAAGGCUUCUGUGGUGGGCGUGAAUCUUUUGUGUCACCAGUAAUAAUGGUUCUUGGUACGGGUAUGUCUUCAAAGAUGUGGGAAAUUACUUUGGACCAUGCUCGAUCAUGUGUUCUAGAUAGUAGCGUCCAUGUGUACCAAGCUCCUGGAUUUCAGAAGAAAACAGCUGUUGUCUUCAACGUCGUAGCUCAAGUGCUUGGACUGCUCGUGGAUUUUCAGUAUAUUCCUGCUGAAAAGUUAUCAGAGAUUGAAAAGGCUCAAGCGGAGGUGAUGGUAAUUGAUGCAUUGAGUCACCUAAAUGAAGUAAUCUCGUAUGAUGAUGAGGUUUCCAUGAUGAGGAACGUUCUCAAUGCCCCGGCUUCUCAAGGCAGUGUUGCCGGGAUUGAUUAUUCGGGUCUGAGUUUGACCAGUUUGGACGGAUACGGUUUUGUGUCAAGUCUUCACAACACAGCAGAAUGUAGUGGCAAGCACAGUGAUGAUGUUGACAUGGAAGUUACUCCACAUGGUUUAUAUGAAGACUACGACAAUCUCUGGAACUGCUCUCACAUUCUAGGCUUAGAAGAACCGCAAUCUGAGUUGCAGAGUGCGCUUGACGAUUUCAUGUCACAGAAGAAUGCUUCGGUCGGUGGUAAGGCUCACAGCAAAAGAUGGACAAAGCUUUUCAGUGUCUCGAGAUGGCUCUCUGUUUUCAAGUAUGUCAAGUUAGGAAAAAUAUAAAAUGAGUUUAGUACACAAAAGAACAAAACGACUCGCUGCGCCGCGCCCUGGACAGAUUCGUGUAUAUAUAUACUCGGGGAAAGCUUGGGUUUCUGAUGAUCCAGAGGCGUUCAAAAGUGUUUUCUUUCUUCUUCUUCUUCUGGUUGUCUCCAUCUUUGUGUUAAAGAUGUGAAUAUAUGUUUUAGGACAGCUUCAUUUUUGUUGAAAGCUUAAAAAACAGGGUCUUUUAUAAUCUCUGUGAUUAGUACCAAAUUGCAGAUUUGCAGAACUACGUUUUUCUUGGUUUGUCAGGUAAUGUGAAACUGAAUAAAAUGAAUAUUAUUUGAAUCAACUGAGAUUUUACAUUA